UCACGUGACCAGCAGUCCAACCUCCCGCGCAGGGUUGCCACACAUGAGCUCUUUCUCCAGGAGUUCCAUGUCGGAGGGAACGUUACAGGUGGAGCCGGUUCUGGUUCUAGAAGAACAGGGAUUAGACUCACCUUGUCAGACCAGGAACCUUCUGGAGCACCGUGAGAUGGGCACCACGAAGAUGAUCUUUUCCAGUAGCAGUGCAGUAUGGCCUCUCCUCCUCCUUCCACAAAAGACACUUGUAGCUCAUUAACGCUGCGCCCACAUAGAUAGUUCCUCAUCACACGGGAUACCUAGUUGCGCCCCCCCCCCCCCCGGCCUGGUUAAACGCACCUAUUAGAUGCCUCAGCACCUGUACUGGGACCUAGAACCAUGUUCUGCCUCUGAUCAGCUGCUUUGGUGACAGAGCUGAACCCUGGAGCUCAACAGGAAGAGCGAGCCAUGUCGUCUCUCUGGGCACUGAGCAUUGUCUCUGGAUUGAUGCUUCGUGUUUCAUACGGUGCACUUUACACUCACUAUUGUGUUCCACGAACGACCGUACCCUACCAGAUGGAGACAAAGUUGUUCAAAGAAGAGGGGAUCUUCAAUUACUCCACCAUGCUGAUGAGAGAGGACCUGGGUGUGCUGCUGCUGGGUGCCCGAGAGGCCGUCUACGCCCUGGACAUCGACGACGUCUCUGUGAGGAAGGCAGUGGUGUAUUGGGGAGUCACUGAGGAUAAGCAGAAGCAGUGCACGUACAAAGGGAAACAUGCUGAGGUGGAAUGCCGUAACUACAUCCGAACUCUGCACAUAGUGAAUGACACCACGAUGUUUGUGUGCGGAACAAACGCGUUCAGCCCCAUCUGUGAUUAUAUGACGUUUGUUAAUGGGCAGCUGAGACUGGAUGGAAAGCAGGAGGAGGGGAAGGGGAAGUGUCCUUUUGAUCCUUUCCAGAGAUACUCCUCCCUCAUGAUCGGAAGUGACCUAUACUCUGCUACAUCCAUCAACUUUUUGGGCUCUGAGCCGGUGGUUCUACGCAGCUCAGACUUGGCUCUCCGCACAGAGUUUAAAAGUUCCUGGCUCAAUGAGCCACACUUUGUGUACAUGGAUUUUGUGGGAGAGAGUUUUGAGAGUCCUGAUGGUGAUGAUGAUAAGGUGUACAUGUUCUUCAGUGAGAAUGCCAUGGAGUACGACUUCUACAGCAAAGUAGCAGUGUCUCGAGUGGCUCGAGUCUGCAAGGGGGAUAUGGGCGGCCAGAGGACGCUGCAGAGGAAAUGGACAACGUUCCUGAAAGCCCGCCUGGAUUGUUCCCUCCCUGAACCCAGUCUGCCCCCCAUUGUCCAGGAUGUCUUCCUGCUGGAGAACAAGGACUGGAGGAAGAGCGUCUUCUACGCCGUCUUCACACCGCAGUCGGGCUUGUCCCAGGUCUCGGCUGUGUGUGCGUUUCGAGUCUCAGACAUUCGGCACGUUUUCAACGAGGGAAAGUUCAAAACCCCGGUUGCCGUGGAGACGUCUCACGUCAAGUGGGUGAUGUUCACUGGAGAGUUGCCGGUCCCGAGACCAGGAGCAUGCAUCAAUAAGGUGGCGCGUCAAAUGGGGAUGAAUCGAUCUCUGGACCUUCCUGACAAAACCCUCCAGUUCAUCCGGGACCGGCCACUCAUGGAGGAGGCAGUCGGCCCGCUGACCGGAGGCCCGCUGCUAGUGACGAGCGGAGCUCUGCUGACCCGGGUGGUAGUGGACAGCGUGAUGGGGCUGGACGGGAGGAGGCAUGCAGUCAUGUUCAUCGGCACUGAGAACGGUUACAUUCAGAAGGCUGUGAACUAUGCAGGAGAGAUGUUCAUCAUUGAGGAGAUCCAGCUGUGUGAGAAGCCUGUCCCUAUUAGCACUCUGCGCCUCUCCACCAGCAAGGGCCAGCUGUAUGCAGGCUCAGAGUUGGGUGUGGUCCAGAUGCCGCUCAGUAACUGCAGCCGCUAUGUGUCCUGUGCGGACUGCAUCCUGUCCAGAGACCCCUACUGCGUCUGGGACUUCACCCUGAAGCUGUGCACCUCAGUACACACGAGCAGCGCCAUACAGAGUCUGGAGGAGGGGGACACGAUGCUGUGUCCUAAGCCCGAUCCAGUAGCAGCUGAGAACAUCCUACUAGUCACAGAGAACAACAUCCAGCUGCCCUGCCAGCCUCACUCCAACCUGGCUCAGGUCAUGUGGCGAUUCUAUGAGCAGACACUUCACUCCAGCAGCAAAUACCACAUCUACAGCGGUGGCCUUCUCCUCCUCAGCGCCUCUGAAUCCGACGCUGGGCUUUACUCGUGUGACUCGGUGGAGCUGAUCAGCGGGAGAGCCUACAACCGGACUGUGGCGGUUUACUGGUUACAUCUCGACUCCGGCUCAGAAGCAGCAGGCGGCACGACUCCUAUCUACGAGGUGACAAACUCUGUGCAGAGUCCCAAAACAGCAGGACCCGGGGGUUCGGACGUACAGGACCCGCCGUCCCCUGAGAACCAAAGCGACCCCGGAAAGGUGACCCGGCUGGAGGUGGCCGUGGCUUCGCUGUCGCUGCUCUGUCUCUCCCUGAUGGGCCUCUUGUUGUGGAUCUGGACUCAAGGACGUGCACAGGAGUGCUUCAAGUUAGCAAAGCGCUCCGGUGAAAGCGAGGCCAAGAGGCAGUCAGCCGAGUACAUGCACGUCCAGAACCGGACUUCAGAGGUAAAGCUCCAGGGGGCCAAGCCUGGAAGAGCCUGUAGGUCCAAUGACAAUCUUCGAGCUGUUGACUUUAAAGGGAUCGGGGAGCAGAACAUCUCAUGCCUCGAGGGUUUAGGAUUUAUAAAUGAUGAGUCAGAGAUCUGACAUCACCUUCCAACAGGUGUGCUCCUGGGGAUUAGAGGGCGAUGCAUCGAGAUUGUACCACUGUAAACUGGAAGUAUCUUAUCACUGGAGUACUACGAAGUACCACUUAAAGCAUCACACAGCAUUGGUGCAGCCCAAACCAGUGGAGUGAGACAGCAGACCACGCUGCAUGCGGCGUGUGGGACAAAUGUCGACAAAUCCACGCAAGAAGAGUGAAGCCUCCUUACAAAUGAGCACGUACGAGCCUCCCAACACGCACCAACUCACGACCACAUGCAGACUCACAGCAGUGUGAGGUGGACCAUCUGCACCAUGUGGAAGGUGGUUCUCUUUUGCUAGUCAUGUUGUUCAGAAGAAGAAAGGUUCUUCAUCAUCUGAAAAUGUAAAUAGCAGCUGGCUCGGUGCAGAGGAAGAAAAUGUAAAGUCGCAUCUAUUCAGAUAUGGAUGGAUUUUACUCAUAAUAACAUAAUAAUAAAUAAUCAGAUAAUACACCACUUCAUGGGGAUCUAUGUUCAUGCAGUCAUGUCGUUAAUCUGAGACGUUGAGGAGCUUUUUUAAUCUUUACUUGUAUAUGUGAUCAAAUGAAAAUGACGUGUGAAUGAAGUGUGGGCACCUCUGCUCAAACAUCCUUUUUCAAAAUAAAAUCUUGGCAGUUGGCCACAAAAGAAUAAUAAUCAAACUGUGAGGCUCCAAAGACCUUUUACCUCAUUUAGGCUGAAUGAUAAUACAAUUAAAUGAAGGCAGUUCAACGG
Messenger RNA from Pungitius pungitius (ninespine stickleback), 3575 nucleotides. RefSeq lists its product as uncharacterized. Lineage: Eukaryota; Metazoa; Chordata; Actinopteri; Perciformes; Gasterosteidae. Gene Ontology annotation, biological process: negative regulation of axon extension involved in axon guidance; negative chemotaxis; semaphorin-plexin signaling pathway. Gene Ontology annotation, molecular function: semaphorin receptor binding; chemorepellent activity. The transcript has 14 exons. Bases 442 to 2823 code for a protein of 793 amino acids. Gene Ontology annotation, cellular component: plasma membrane. The record is from RefSeq and is a predicted model, not a curated record.